AUGCUCCUGAUGCUACUGCUUGGCUUGGGAGGGCCCCUAGCAUGGGGGCUGCUGGGGGCCUGUACCCUGGCUCCUGGUGCCCAUUCUGCUGGGCCACACACACCUAGGCAGCCUGAGACCUGGGGUUCAGAGGCUGAGGACACCAUCGGGGACCCCAGCAGACGUAACUGGUGCCCCUACCAAAAGUACAAGCUGGUCACUUUCAUAGCUGCUUGCAAAACGGAGAAAUUUCUCAUCCACUCACAGCAGCCAUGUCCACAGUCAGCUCCCAAGUGCCAGAAAAUCAAAGUCAUGUAUCGCAUGGCCUCCAAGCCAAUGUACCAGGUCAAGCAGAAGGUUCUGGCCUCUGUGGCCUGGAGGUGCUGCCCAGGCUAUGUGGGCCCUGACUGCCAGCACCACGUUCCCAUGUCACUCUCGGAGCCUGCAGAUCCAGGUGACAGCCACCAGGAACCCUGGGAAGUGCCAGUCAGUGCUGAACAUGGCUUCCAAGUUGCGGAGAUCAGAAAGGUGACACUGCAGCAGGAACAUCAGCUGCAAGAACUCCAGAAUGAUUUUCACCAGUUGGCUGGCAGCCUUGAGGACAUAUGGACAGCCUCGGAGAGUAAUCUCACAGAAGCUACUGCUCAGGCAAAUCAAACUGAGCUUGAGUUGCCCAACAGACCCCUGGAGCAAGUGCUGCGGUCCCAAAUGGAGGCCUUUCUACGAGUGCAUUUCAGCUCCAUCUGGAGGGACUUCAACAAAAGCCUGCACGACCUUUCUCAGACCCUAACAAAUCUGUCUCACGAUGUGGAAACCAAUCGCCUGGCCAUCCAGAGGAUCCAGGAAAGCAUCGUGGCCAGCGCAGACUUCCAGGAGCUUGGUGCCAAAUUUGAAAGUAAGGUGCAAGAGACUGUCGAGAGAGUGGGUCAGCUGCGGCAGGAUGUGGAAGAUCGCCUGCACCUCCAGAACCUCUCCUUGCAACGGUCCCUGGAGGAGGUCCAGGUUAACAUGGACACCAAGCUGAAACGAUUCUACAAGGCCCAGGAGCUCCUGACACUCAACGGUAGUCUGCUGGCUGUGGUUGGGCUAGGAGCUGGGGCCAGGCCAGAGCCAGAGAGCCUGCAGGCGAGACUGGGGCAGCUGCAGAGGAACCUUUCCAGCCUGCAUGUGGACUCGGGCCGCCGGGAAGAGGAGCUGCAGAGGACUCUGGAGGAUAUUAGGACAACCCUGGCCCAGCACGGGGACGAGAUCAAGGAGCUAUACUCAGAAUCGGAUGAGACCUUUGAUGAGAUUAGCAAGGUGGAGCGGCAGGUGCAGGAGCUGUACGUGAACCACACGGCGCUGCGCGAGCUCCGGGUGAUCCUCAUGGAGAAGUCGCUGAUUAUGGAGGAGAAUAAGGAGGAGAUGGAACGGCACCUGCUGGAGCUCAACCUCACCCUCCAGCACCUGCAGGGUGGCCAUGCCGACCUCAUAAAGUACAUCAAGGACUGCAACUGUCAGAAGCUCUACUUGGACAUGGACGUCAUCCGGGAGGGCCAGAGGGACACCACUCAGGCCCUGGAGGAGACUCAGGUUAACCUGGAGGAGCGACGGCCUCUGGAAAGCCCCGCCGUGCACGCCCUGCGGGCCGCGAUGGAGGACCUCUCCCUGGCGGUGGAUGCUCAGAGAGCCGAGGCAGAGCGUGCAAGCGCAGACAAGGCGCGCCUGCGCACUCAGCUGCACGUGUUGCUGCGCGAGGUGGCGGAGCUUCAGGCGGCUGAGGGCUCAGUCCGCGUGCAGCUGCGCCUGCUCAACAGCUCCUUUGGAGCGCUGCUGGAGGACGCCCUGCGGCACGAGGCCGUGCUUGUGGCGCUCUUCGGGGAGGAGAUGCUAGAGGCCUUGUCGGAGGAUGAUCCCAGCCCACUGCCCCUGUCCUAUGAGCAGAUCCGCCUGGGCCUGCAGGAAGCGGCCAGCGGGCUGCGGGAGCAGGCAUUCGGCUGGGCGACCCUUGCCAGCAGGGUGAGCGCCUUGGAGCAGGCCGCCAGCAGCCUGCAGGGCUGGGUCGGUCCCGAGGCAGAGCACCUGGAGCCCAGCCACGAGGUACCGCGCGAGGGGGACCCCAGCGCCGAACGCAGAGAUCUGUUUGCACUGAAGGGCGAGCUCCAGCUCCUGGGUGCCCAGGUUCAGCGGGCCGAGCAGUGCUGUGAGGCCUCCAGGGCUGCUGGCAGCAGUGAUUCAUUAUCGGCCCUGGAAAGCGCGCUCUUCACCACCCAGCUAGACUUGGAGCGGCACCAACAGCUCUUCCAUAGCCUGUUUGGGAACUUCCAAGGGCUGGUGGCAGGCAACGUCAGUUUAGACCUGGAGAAACUUCAGGCCAUGCUGAGCAGAAAGGAGAAGAAACAGAAGGGCCUGAAGGCUCCGGGGACACGGGACAAGAAACAGGCAGAGCAGUCACUCCUCCGAGGCCAUGGCCGUGCUUUGGUUACAGAUCCAGGCGAGGCAGGUUUUCCUGUGGCCUUCUAUGCCAGCUAUUCAGAAAAGACGUCUGCCUCAAAGACUGUGAAGUUCAACACGACCUACAUCAACAUUGGCAGCAGCUACUUCCCGGAACAUGGCUACUUCCAAGCCCCUGAGCGUGGGGUAUAUUUGUUUGCUGUGAGCAUCGAAUUUGGUCCAGGCCCAGGGACUGGACAGCUGGUGUUUGGAGGUCACCAUCAGACCCCAGUCUCUAUUGUUGGGGACCAGAGGAGUGGAAGCCCAGCAGUGACUUUUGCUCUAGCUGAGCUGCAGAAGGGGGAGAGGGUGUGGUUUGAGUUAACCCAGGGACUGGUAACCCCUAGGGCCCCUACAGCCUCUACAUUUGGAGGCUUCCUGAUCUUCAAGACCUAA
Elephantulus edwardii (Cape elephant shrew) is the source of this 2847-nucleotide messenger RNA. It is a transcript of the gene MMRN2, whose product is annotated as multimerin 2. Gene Ontology annotation, molecular function: protein binding. The record is from RefSeq and is a predicted model, not a curated record. Bases 1 to 2847 code for a protein of 948 amino acids. The transcript has 7 exons. Lineage: Eukaryota; Metazoa; Chordata; Mammalia; Macroscelidea; Macroscelididae. Gene Ontology annotation, biological process: negative regulation of cell migration involved in sprouting angiogenesis; negative regulation of vascular endothelial growth factor receptor signaling pathway.